AUGUCGUCGCUGGCCGUCUCAUCAGGAAUCAGCACUAUGCAAUCCACUCCCGCUCACGAAUCUGGCACCGCCUAUGCCACCCCUCCCACCCAAUCUACGUCGAGCUUCGCCAGCGGCUCCAACACUCCUUCCCACCAGAUCCGCAUCAACGGUCAGAGCUCCGGCAUCGGCGAGUCGCCCGCUCCGCACUCGGCGCGUUCGUAUCACAGCUCAUCACAUCCGCACCAACCCAACGGCACCAGCUCCAGCUCCAACGGCGGUGGCAAGGACAGAAAGUGGAAGCAGAUGUUCAAGUUUGGCUCCAUCGGCCGUAAAGCCAGCGGCAACGCGGCAAACGACCGCAGCGUGUACACCGAUUCAGCCGAGUCGAGCACUCACAGAGCUGGCGACUACUUUGACAAUGUUCAGUACACUGGCUCGCACUCUGGCUCCACCUCGUUCCAACCCAUGAACGGAUCCACCGUCGUCACAGACCCUAGCUCCUUCUCCAACGACAGCUACUCGUCCGAAGAUCGCAACGCUUCCGGCUCCAUCGGCGACGCCAUGACUGCCUCUGCCUCCGGAAAACUGCAGCCACCGGCCGACAUUAGCGAUAACGACUCGUCUCACCAAGGCUUCGCCUCUCGCCUCAUGAGGCGUGUCUCGAGCGCACCAGACACCAACAAGCUCUACAAAAACGGCCAGAACGCUGCCGCCGCUUCCAAGCUCAACGAGGCCACCUCUUCCACCAAGAACGGCUACUUGUCUCCCGACACCUCGGCGAGCCAGCACGGUCAAUUUGCGUCCGAGGGAGGCGUGCCUGCCACUCCCAGCAAGGAUCAGCUCAACGCAGCUUACUUCUCCAACUCGCCCGUCCGUAUGGACAGCAGCGCUACUUCGUUCAGCUACAAGGACUUUGAGAAGGGCCGCUCGGUCAGCGCAAAAGGCUCUUCGACGCCCAGGUCCGGUCGAAUCGCCUUCCCCGGUACCAAUCGCUCCAAGAGCUCCAGCGGCAAGGACAAAAAGUCGCAGCCACCUCCGCCCAGCAGCUCUGCCAAUCUCGCCGCUUUGGCAGGUAUCACCUCCGUCAACCGAGGCCCCGGCAGCUUCCGACGCACCUAUUCCAGUAACAGCAUCAAGGUCAAAGAGGUCGAGGUGGGGCCCAACAGCUUCAGCAAGGUCAAGAUGCUCGGUAAAGGUGAUGUCGGCAAGGUUUACCUGGUGCGAGAGAAGAAGACGGACAAGCUGUUUGCCAUGAAGGUUCUCUCCAAGAAGGAGAUGAUCAAGCGCAACAAGAUCAAACGUGUCAUGGCCGAGCAAGAGAUUCUGGCCGCCUCCAAUCACCCUUUCAUUGUGACGCUCUACCACUCGUUCCAGUCCGAGGAUUAUCUCUAUCUCUGCAUGGAGUACUGCAUGGGCGGCGAAUUCUUCCGAGCGCUCCAGACACGUCCGGGCAAAUGCCUGCCCGAGGAAGAUGCCAAAUUUUACGCCGCGGAGGUGAUCGCAGCGUUGGAGUACCUGCAUCUCAUGGGCUUCAUCUACCGCGAUCUCAAGCCCGAAAACAUCUUGCUUCACCAGAGCGGUCACGUCAUGCUUUCCGACUUUGAUCUGUCGGCCCGAGCAACGCAGCGUGGCGGUGCUCCUGCCAUGAUCCGUCAAGCGACGCCCAACAGCGCGCCCCUCGUCGACACGAGAAGCUGCAUUGCUGACCUGCGUACCAACUCGUUUGUCGGCACAGAGGAGUAUAUUGCCCCCGAGGUCAUCAAGGGAUGCGGACACACCUCGGCCGUCGAUUGGUGGACAUUGGGCAUCUUGAUCUACGAGAUGAUCUUUGCCACCACGCCGUUCAAAGGAAGCACGCGCAACGAGACGUUCUCGAACGUGUUGCGCAACGAGGUGCAGUUCCCGGACUCGAUUCCCAUCUCGUCGUUUGGCAAGUCGCUCAUCCGCAAGUUGCUCAUCAAGGACGAGCUGAAGCGCAUGGGCUCGCAGUCGGGCGCGUCCGAGGUCAAGCAGCACAAGUGGUUCUCCAACAUCUCGUGGGGCUUGUUGCGCAACUCGACGCCGCCUAUCGUUCCAGCUUACUCGAAUGGCGUCGAUGCCGUCAACUUCCGCAAUGUACGUGAGAGUCGCAGCUUGAACCUGGAUGACCAGGGCCACGACACUAAUGCCAAGCCGGCGGCCGUGAUCAAGGCUGUUGCCGGUCAGAAGAACGUCGGCGACGAAGAAGGCGAUGCCGUUGUGAGCAACCCCUUCAGCGGCUUUUCGAGCGUCACGCUCAAGCACGACGAUUAUUAA
This is a messenger RNA of Sporisorium graminicola, 2277 nucleotides long. RefSeq lists its product as uncharacterized. Lineage: Eukaryota; Fungi; Basidiomycota; Ustilaginomycetes; Ustilaginales; Ustilaginaceae. Gene Ontology annotation, molecular function: protein serine/threonine kinase activity; ATP binding. The transcript has a single exon. Gene Ontology annotation, biological process: protein phosphorylation. The record is from RefSeq and is a predicted model, not a curated record. The coding region runs from base 1 to 2277 and encodes 758 amino acids. Gene Ontology annotation, cellular component: nucleus; plasma membrane; cytoplasm.